Molecule: messenger RNA, 1372 nt
Organism: Dichomitus squalens LYAD-421 SS1
Lineage: Eukaryota; Fungi; Basidiomycota; Agaricomycetes; Polyporales; Polyporaceae
Exons: 7
Coding region: 63-1367 (434 amino acids)
Biological process (GO): protein K48-linked deubiquitination
Cellular component (GO): cytosol; cell periphery
Molecular function (GO): K48-linked deubiquitinase activity; cysteine-type deubiquitinase activity; cysteine-type carboxypeptidase activity
Source: RefSeq, a predicted model, not a curated record
CUCAACCGUCUCCCGCGGACUAUACAUUGGUCGGACCGGCAUACCGCGGGAUCCUCUUACACAUGUCCUCGGAAGUGGUAGAAGCGUCGACGUCUGCUCUUGCACACGGUCCGGAUCCAUUCGCUGACCCACCGGCUGCAAUUGAGAAAGGGAAGAAUGUGCUGCGGCAUGAAGAGGAAACACGUCAUGAUGAGAACAUACAAGCGUCCAUAGAAGAGAUAUGGUACCUCAAAGAGAUAUCCUUCAGACCGGUCCCGGAGGCGGCCCCACGAAUGUACAAGAUCAUUACCCAGAACUUCAACGGGCCGUGCUCAUUCAUUGCUAUUUGCAACAUCCUUAUUUUGCGGGACAAGAUCCAGAUUCUACCUUACGACAGGCCCACCGUCUCCUAUGAGCACUUGUCUCACCUCGUAGCAGAGUACUUGCUUCUCUCAUGUCCGGACGUAGAUAUAUCCGCCGCGCUGUCCAUCAUGCCAGCUACUCGAAAGGGCAUGGACUUGAACCCGCUGUUCACCGGAUCAACUUCCUUCCGCCCCGCAGGCGCGGGUGGCGAGCUGAAGCUCUUCGAGCAAGCUGGAAUCAAGCUCGUCCACGGAUGGCUAGUCGACCCAUCCAGCCCCGAAUACAGGGCCAUCUCGCGGGUCGAGGACUACGACUCCGCCGUGAACCUGCUUGUAGAAGCGGACUACCUCACGAAGGGCCAGUUCGUGAUUGCCGAGGACGAGCACGGACCCUCGUCUUCCGUCGGGCCGUCGGGGUCCCGUUCUAACACCUACGACCUAACGUCCGAACAACAACAGAAGAUCGAGGAAGCCCUAGUAGUCCGCUCCUUCAUCGAGUCCACUUCCUCUCAACUGACGUACUACGGCCUCUUCGACCUCGCCUCCUCCCUCCCACCCAACUCCCUCGUUGCCCUCUUCCGCAACUCCCACCUUUCUGUGCUCUACAAGUCCCCUGACGCCGACGGGGCGCUUUACGCGCUCGUCACCGACCAAAUCUUCCUGCACGAGCCGUCUGUCGUCUGGGAAAGACUGGAAGACGUCGACGGCCAAUGGUCCACCUUCGUGGACUCGCAAUUCAUCAAGUCCAGCCCGGCCGGCGGCGACUACGCCGGACACACGGCGGAGAGCGCGCUCGCGGCUCUGGAGCAGCAGGUGGGGGGACUGACGUUGGCAGAUCGUGCCGACGAGGCACUGGCACUCCAGCUGCAACAAGCGGAAGAACAGCGCAUGCAGGACUACUAUGCGCGCCAGGAGCUGCUGCGUGCGGAUAGGGAACACGAUCAGCGGGCGCGAGAGCACGCGUCGCGCAGCCGCGCCGUCGAGAAUGCCACGCGGCCUAGGAAAAAGGACUGUAUUAUUAUGUGAUCUGA